ACCCCAGCUGCUUGGGAAAUGUCAUACAGGCAGAGGCCCGUGCUGCAGUAGGGGGCGUAAUAGGAGGGGAAAAAAUAACAACAUUUUUUACUGCUCUCACUGCAUCCUUUACUCGCGUCUCUGCCGUGCAAGUUCCACAUCCCGCUACAAGCAGCAGCAGCCGUCGCCUGAUAACUACUCGAAGUCUCAAUGCUUAUUUCGCAUUAGGGCUAAUAUAAAAAAAAAUCCGUGCCAGACAUGGAGGAGAACAUCAUGCUUUUCUUGAAGAUGUUAGUCCAACAAACUAACUGGCUUGUGACGACGAUGCCCAGUCGAAGAUCCUGGGACUGAGACGUGAAUCCCUUUACACUGAUGGCCUGGACUGAGUUUCAGCUGGCCUGCUGAAGCUAUGGGGAGCUGUUGGAGUUGUCUGUACAGAGACCCCAUUCGAGACAACCAUCUCACUAAAUUUAAGGUCACCAAUGUGGAUGAUGAGGGCAAUGAGCUGGGCUCUGGGAUCAUGGAGCUCACCCAGACCGAGCUCAUUCUUCACACACGCAAGAGGGAUGCCAUCCGGUGGCCGUAUCUCUGCCUGCGACGCUACGGCUACGACUCCAACCUGUUUUCUUUCGAGAGCGGCCGUCGCUGUCAGACUGGGCAGGGAAUUUUUGCAUUCAAGUGUUCCCGGGCAGAAGAGAUCUUUAAUCUGCUUCAGGAGCUGAUGCAAUGCAACAGCAUCAACGUGGUGGAAGAGUCUAUGAUGAUGAGUCGCAGUGGUCACACACCAGAGAUGGAGAUGUCUCGCACGCCACAGACUCCCAACACUCCAGCGUUCCCAGUCCAGGCUUUUCCCAAUGGAUACCCUGGUUAUCCAAUCAGAGGUGAUUCCUCCCAACCCUCUCUUGCUGAUGAUCAUGGACAUAGCCUCAUGGGUUUGGAAGACCAGACCCACACCUAUGUAAAUACUGUUAGUAUGGAGGGGGAUCUCGCUAUACGUCACUGUGUGCACUCCAUGCCUGAGGUGCGGCCCAGCACUUUCCCUGAAACAACACGGGGAGCCAUGCCUGUCGGGGGCCAAGGAAAUCAGCAGCCCAACUUGCGGUGCUGUCCCCUGGAGGAGCAUAACGAUCCUCAGGUGUUCUUACAGCCGUCCUCGCAGGAGGUCAAAUUCAUGCUGGGCCCCACUCCAGCUCAACGCCAUCUGCUGGAGAGAGAGAGGGAGAGAGAGAGGGAGAGGCAUGGGCACAAUCCUCACAGCCUUCAGCCAGUAGAGGGUGCAACAGGCUCAGAGACGGAAGGAGAUGAGCCCUCUAUGCACCUGUGCAACUCUCACUCGUAUCACCAUUUCCAUCACCACACGCACCGGCACCCGAGCCUUGAGCACACGGACAGUUGCCAGGGCGGCGAACUCACCUACGAGAACAUCAAUGGCCUGAGGAUCGGCCGGAAGCAGCGGCUGAGUCCCAGCAGCGUGUCGCAGUCUGUGGGUUCAAGCAGCAGCAGCAGCACUGGGGACAGUCACUCACACUCUGUCCUGCACCCACACGUCCACGGCCCAUCAUCUCUACCCACGCAGGGCUACGCCUGCGAGAGGGGCAUGGGUGGAGGUCAUCGUCGGACAGCGCUGCUUAACUACGAGAACCUGCCCUCUCUGCCGCCGGUGUGGGAGUACAGGGCUCUGCAGCGGGAUGAUGAACAGGAGGAGGAUGACGAUGAGCAGGACGAGGAGGAAUACGAGGAAGAAGAGGAAGACUUUGAUGAGUACGAGUUCUCAGAAGGCCCUGGGACACCCAACGGGUACCACCAGGAUGGUCGUGGCAUCCACAGAGAUGCCCUGCAGAACUAUGUCAACACUGAGCAGGUCCAGCCGACCCGGCUCCGACAUGCCUGCCCCCCGCAUCCACGAUCAUGUCAGCCAGACAGAGGGGGGCGAAUAUUUAGCUUUGAUUUCCGCAGACGAUCGAGGCCAGGGGUUGGAGGCUGUGAGCACAGCCACAUUCCUCCAUCGCGGCAGCUUAAUUACAUCCAGGUGGACCUAGAGGGAGAACCUCCUUGUCAAGCUCUCAGCAGCGGGGGUGCCCAGCCCCAGCCACAGCACCAGCGCCUACCACCCAAAAAAUGUGGCCCACAGGCACCCCGGCGCAGUGAAUGCUACGCAGUCAUUGACCUAAAGAAGACCGCUGCCAUGUCCAACCUGCAGAAAGCUCUGCCCAGGGAUGAUGGGACUUCCAGAAAGACUCGCCACAACAGCACAGACCUGCCUCUGUAAAACGGUAUUCAAACUGAAGAGGAACGAUGAAGACAGAUGAAGGCUUAUCCUCAACUUAGCACACUGGACCCUUCACUGUCAUCCAUCCAUUCAACUGUCGGGCUGACUAAUUCAGUGCAGGUACCUAAUUAGAAACUUACUGAAACCUAGCUGUGCAUAUAAAAGGAAAUGAGAAAUUUCUGAGGAGAAUUUGCCAUUUUAUUCUGUGUUAUUUAUAUGUGGUGUGAAGAAAUUGACAGUUUUGCAGUUUUUACUGCAAAUACUGUUUGCUGAAUAUAUAUAUAUAUAUAUAUAUAUAUAUAUAUAGUGUGUAUAUGGUUUUAUUCUUAGUUAUGACUUAGAGCAGACCUCUGUUUCAGUGGAUGCAGUCAUUGUCAUAGUUAGUUCUAAUUCAUAUACCCAUCUCCACUCGUAUAUUGUUCCUAUAAUUUACUUAUUUUUCAUGUGUUUUGUUUAUUUAAAUACUACGAGAGUCAAAAAUAGUUGUUGGCAUGAAGGAAGGGUAAUGGUUCCUCCGAGAUACUGGCCAAUAUUCAUACCUCAUCACAAGCAUCUAAGUCUAAUAGUGUGGCUAGUAGAAGAGACCGUUAUUUGUUGUUAUAUGCCUAUAGAGCAUUUUGCACACAAUCCUAUGGAAUUGUAUUUUAUCAUAUUUUAGGAAUGGUGUCGUCCAAUCCAACAAAUAUUUAAUUAAAUGAACAGCAGAGAAGGUGAUAUUUGGAGAAUUAUAGUAAACUGAAUGAUGGUAAAAGUAGCACACACUGAUUAAAACUUUGGCUUCGGCUCCCUCCUAUCCACAUGCAGCAAACGAAAAAGUAGCAUAUCAUCUUCUAUCACACCUCCUGCAUAUCAUCCCAGAACUGAAGGAGGUCCGCGCAGUUUACGCUUGUCACAUUGCACUUUUGACCCUGGGCCUCUGAAGCUCUCUUUGCCUCCAAUUCCACUGGAGCCGCAGGUUUAACCAUGUCCUUUUACCAAAAGCAGGGGGCCAAAUAUUUCAUGGACAUUCUUAGUCAACAUUGUAGAUAGGAUUUAUUUACAUGUUUUGAUUGAGACAUCUACAACCUCAAAUAGUGGCAUUAAGCUAUAACCUCACAUAAAAUGUGCUGAAUCUAUAAUUUGUCAGUUAUCAGGUGUGAAUGGUCUUUUAAAUUGUCUUUUUUUCAACCUUCUUAGUCAGAUAUUUAUUUAUUUAUUUAUUUGUAAAUUAUUUGUAAUAAUUUUGUUUUCCACGUGAUGACCAGCGUUUUGUAAUCCAGUUGGUAAUAUGGAGACCAAAGUUUCACCUCAAAUUAUCACUGGACAAUGGUGUAUUACUGCUAUAACUGUGCUUAUUUAUAUUUUUAAAAAAGGAAGGGAAAAGGAGGACUGUAUUUAUAUUUAAGUGCCAAAACUCAAUUGCAAACUCUAUGAUGUAUAAAAUUAAUCGUGCCAAUAGGAUUUGUAGAAAACUAUAAGACAGAAAAGGCAUAAGGUGUUAACGGUCGGGAGACUAGGUUUAAAAAACAAAACAACAACAGAAUCCAACUUUUUAAGGAUAAGUAGAAAUUAAAACGACACAAACUGCACAUUCCACCUCAUCCACAUCGACAGCUAUUUCAGAGCGAGAUUUAAGAAUAGUGGUCUUGUAGUCUGAUAAUCACAGUUAGGGUGGUUUUAUGCUGCUACAUGUACAUACUAACAGUAGCCCAUGUAAGCUACAGGUACUUGUUAUGUGUUUGAACCUAUGCGAUGUCAGAUCUUUUAGCAUAUUGUCAGUUGCUAAUAGAAGUAGCAUUGUUGUGUUCUUCUGAGAUUAUUUCUAAACCGUAGAAACAUAAUGUAACAUUUCAGAGAACAUUUUAUUUGGCUGUCUGGUAGGAGAGGGAACAGAAGCACAGGCCCACUGAUGCAGUCAUCUUUUGGUUGCGCACUCAUAUCAAGACGAUAUAUGUAGGCCUUCAAAUGCACAUGUAUCAAUGUCAGUUAGCUGACAUUAAUAUUUUGUCCUUUUAAGAGAUAAACAAAGGGGUACAAGUACAAAUUCUCAACUUCUGAUAAGGAGGGGUUUUUAUGGCUGCUGUGUGACAUGAGAGGCACAUCAAUCAAAUUCAUUUGUGCCAAAAACAAGUUUGAUUUCUUUCUGAUGGAAAACCUGCCAAUAAAACAACAGACAGAAAUCUCUCAUGAAAUAACUAAAAGUGUUGUUUGUGUUCAUUUAGGACCAUACUGCUCAUAGUAAGAAGCUGACUGAGAAAAUGUGUGGGCCUUCAGCAUUUAGACGUGCGGGAUAUGGUGCAUUAUCAUAUCAUUUUUUUAUUUUGAUUAAUUCAAUUAAUCAAAUUGUUUAGUCUAUGAAAAAUGUCAAAAAUGAAUGCCCAUCACAAUUUCCCUGAAAAAUAAAACUUUGAUUUUUAAAUUGCUAUAUAGAUAUUUCUUUUACAUUACAUAUAUUUUAUUUUGAUAUUUAAUUUAGAAUGAUAUAAAACUAUGAAAACUCAUAAUCUUUUACUAACCUGUUAUUUUCAGAAAGGAUAAAAGGCUAUUUGCAUUUUAUGACUUUCAUAUUUUUUGAUUAACCAGAAAUUUUCCACUCAAUAACAUGUUCAAAAUAUGCACACUUCCUACAGUUUAUGUCAUCUCAAAUAGUCACAAAUUCAAAGAUAUUCAAUUCAAAUAAAAAAUAAAAAAUGAUGAAUCAGUUAUCAUAAUUGUCUGAUAAAUAAUUAAAUGAUGGUUCCCAUACUCAAAUAAUCUAUUACUAAUAUGUUAUUUUUUAGAGAUGUGAUAACAAGGUGUUUACGUUUUAUGACAUUUGUUCUCUGGUUUUUAAGAUGGCAAUUGACUGCAAUUUUUGGUUGGAAUUGGUUAGUUUAUAGUUUGGUCUAUAAAUGUCUAUCACAAUUUUCCUGAACACAAGGUGAUGACCAACAAUCCAAACCCCUAAAUUAUUCAGUUUACAAUGAUGUAAAACAGAGGAAAAACAAGACAACCCUCACAAUUGAGCAAAUAUUUGGCUGUUUUACCUGAUAAGUGAGUUAGAUAGUUCAAAAAUGUGAAAGUCGGAAACCGUGAAACAGUUUCAGUCUAGUUUCUGUUGAACAUUUCCAAACACAGAAGCCUUAAAUAACCCAAAAUCAGAAGUUGAUAGUUUGUAUUUUUGUUAGAUCAUCAUACUCAUCAUCUAUGAUGUUAAAAAAUAAGUCUUCUAAAAACAACAAAGGCCAACUUUUAGCUGACAUUUUGACUGUAUUUGCAAAGAUAUUGUCAUGAUACAUUGGAAGGAUGUUUACAUUUUUGCAAUAAUAGGUGAAUUAUUGUUUUGUCGAUCUAAAUCAGACCAAUGUGUGAAGUGUGAAAUUUAAAUAAUAGUCUAUAGAGCUGUGGGCUUAAUGUAUUUAACCGCCUGUUCUUCUGUGAAUCAGCAGUUUUAUUUUUAAUUUCAGGUACGAUGUUUAUUUUUCAAUCUUCAUUAUACAAUUUUAAGCUAUGAAAGUAAAAAAUACAAAAAUAACGAUACCUGUUUUCUUGAUUGUCAGACACUGUGUUUGCUUAAAUCCACAUUAACAGUGCCACACAGUAGGUGACCAUUGCCAGUACUUAAAUAAAAUUUUAUCAUCUUAAACUUUUCAAACCAGGGGCAAUGUUUCAUACAGAAUCAGAAAGUGUUUCAUCUAAUAUCUCAGAAUAUUGUUACAUGUGGUUUUUUGUCACUUAAAAAGAAAAUAUCCAUGUUGGAAUGUGUUUUAAUAUCUUUGUUAUAACGCAGUAACCUCACCACCACCCAAACCAGUCAGCAGUGAUUACGGCAUCAUUCCCACAUACUCCUGUGUUUAUGGAUCAAUAAGCAAAAUAAAUAGAUAUGUUAAAUAAAUGUUUUUCAAAUUGUUCCGCACAAAAAAUGCUCAUGUGAUCUCAUUGCACUUGAGUUCAAAGGAAGUGCAGCUCCCAUCUCAUACUUCAUCGUGAUUGGCUCGAUGUUGAUGCUAUCUCAAGCGUUUCAUUUUCAUAACCCUCAGUGUUGAUGCUCGAGGCGUGAUUCACACAGGUGUCUGUGAAAUAAUUAAGCACUGCUCUUUGGUAUGAAUUGUUGUAAUCUCCAGGGCAAGGAUCCGCAAGUCCAGAUAACAACUCCUGUCAUUAAGUUCCCAAAAGUGAAUUUAUUAUGUGGGUUGUUAAACAAAAGGGCUUGCUCUGUGUUUACUGUACAAACAUAUACAUGUAUCUUGAAGUAAGAAGAAAGAUCUCACUGUGCCUUUCAUAUUCAACCUGGAGAAACAUUUUCAUUUCUACUUUUGAGGGCAGCCUGUUGUAAAAACAAACAAACAAAAAAAAAUCACCACUUGUUUGAAGUUUUGAGACUGAUGAAGUUGAAAGGGGCUUUAGUCAAAGUGGUUUCAUACUUGAAGUUGUAUUGACGUGCCAACUCCUGAUUGUUUUACACCAUACUGUAUUUUAUGAUUAUGUCUGUUUUAAAGGAAUAUUUUGACAUUUUAGGGAAUCCGCUUAUUCGCUGAAACAGGGGAAACCGCUACCCUGACUCAAAUUCCGCCUACCGUGGGAUGGUGACAGCAGUUUCUCAUUGAUUUAUACCAAAUAAGAAUGGUAUUCUUCUCAUUUAAUUCUGGAAAGAAAGCGAAAAGGUGUAUUCCAAAAAACGCUGAAAAAUUUAAUUCAGGUUGUAGAAAUUAAAAUCGAAUGAGACAUGAUUUGUCGACAUUACAUAAUAUUAAUAAUCUGUUGAGAGGUUUAGGAUUUGCAGUGAAUUAGCCAAACUCAACGGGACUGAAAAGGUGUUGAAUCAUUACUAGUAUGUUCUGUGGCUUAUAAUGUUAAUUUUGAGUAAAGCUUACAGUUUGUCAUUAUAAUGUCACGUGGCUAUGGUGCACUGAUUUCUCAUCAUCUGCCAUCAUUCUUCUCGUAGUGCUGAAGAAUGUGAAAAUAAAAUUCCUUUCAUUUCAUUUUCAAUUCAUUUCUGUUUUAUGUAUAGUUUUCCAAUUCCAAAGUGAGUCCGAUUACAAACAUAUAGUAAGAACAGAAAGAAAGGCCUGCAACACGGUUUGCACCAUAGUGCUAAACAUCAUCUUCAUUAGUGGUUUUCAUCUUCGUCAUCCCCUAAGUGAUUCUGUACAUCAUUGUCUUAAAAAAAAAUCGUAAUCUAAAAUUACAUAUUGUAAAACCUCAACUUCCUUUCCACACUAUGAGACAGAUCUCUUUCAAAAUACUGAAAGUAUCUGAAAACUGUAAUAUCUAUUAUUAUUAUUAUUAUUAUUAUUAUUAUUAUUAUUGUGCAUUUUUUAAAAUCUGGUUUGUUUUUUUCUGGUACGAGGGUGUAAUCAACACCAGAGGGUGAUGUACAUGUACGGGUCUGAGCUGUACAUUUUUGUGUCAGAUUUGUGUAUUACCAUACAGGUUGCAUUGGCCUAACUUUGUGAAUAUUAUAUCCACUUAUGAAUCGAAUGAGUGCCAGUUAUGCUUGAGCAUGACAAAAUCCGGGACCUACAAGGAACUGCAGAUACUCUCUGACUCAUCGAGUGAGACUCGAGUGACUCACUGCUGUUGUAGACGCUACUUGUGAUAUGAAUGGACAGCAUUAAGGUUUAACCAUGCUAAAUAUUUUUGUUGAAAGAGGGAAAACUUUGGUUGUUUUUGUCUCAGUUUGCAAAAAUGUUUUGUUGUAUGUUUCUGUGUCCAUCCAUGGCUUAUAAAUGAGUAUGCAGUGAUGGUCUUAUCAUGCUGCCAUUAGAGGUGAAUAUAAAAAGCGGAUUUGCUUCAUUUGUUGGACUGUCAAAAACAACAACAUUUGGGUCAUUUCCAUUGUUAAAUCAUUCCACACAGAGACGCGUCGUUUAUCUGACCGCCUCUUCAUCCCACCCUGUCCCAAAACAAAGUGAGCCUGACUGAAUUUUAUCAAUUAUAGAGUGUGGAUUUGUCUAAAAUGUAAGUAAAUAAAUGUUAUUCUAAUAUUAAAAUGAAGCUAUGAAAAUAUCUUAAAGCGCA
Messenger RNA from Micropterus dolomieu (smallmouth bass), 8227 nucleotides. RefSeq names its product fibroblast growth factor receptor substrate 3 (gene frs3). The record is from RefSeq and is a predicted model, not a curated record. The coding region runs from base 389 to 2248 and encodes 619 amino acids. Gene Ontology annotation, cellular component: cytoplasm. Gene Ontology annotation, biological process: cell surface receptor protein tyrosine kinase signaling pathway. The transcript has 7 exons. NCBI's taxonomy places the organism in Eukaryota, Metazoa, Chordata, Actinopteri, Centrarchiformes, Centrarchidae.